Molecule: messenger RNA, 966 nt
Organism: Cooperia oncophora
Lineage: Eukaryota; Metazoa; Nematoda; Chromadorea; Rhabditida; Trichostrongylidae
Source: the annotation of a GenBank genome assembly
AUGAAAAUGUUGGACGACGGAUUCAAAGGCACGUUCCUCAAUCACUUAUUGAAGCGCAUUGUCGAGAAAGGCAUUGUGAUGUUCUCAUCGGCACUCGGAGUGGUGAUCUCAGCGUGCGGAAACGAAGCUCGUCCACUGGCUGAGCUUUUCAAGGCGCUUGAUGUGGUUAUAACUCGCUUUAUGGCGGCCAUCAUGUGGCUGGGCCCAAUUGGCAUCCCAUCGAUGAUUGCCCAGAAAAUGCUGCAAGUGAAAGAUGUCGUUGGCACAUUCCGCAUGCUUGGUUUCUUCAUCGUUUCCGUCAUUCUCGGGCUGUCCAUUGUCUCUCUUGUCACACUGCCGCUUCUCUACGCGAUAAUAACGAGGAGGAACCCAUACAAGUUCAUAAAGGCGCUAACUAGAGCCUUGCUACAGGGCAUCGCCACAUCAUCGAGUGCCGCCAGUCUUCCGGUCACCUUCCAAUGUGUACGUGACUUGAACUUGGAUCCUCGAGUGGCUAAAUUUGUGUUGACCGUCGGCACAAUCCUGGCAACAAUUGGCACGGCACUGUUCCAAGCGGUUUCUCCAAUCUUCAUUGCUCAAAUGAAUGGCAUCACCCUCGACAUGGGACAAUAUAUUACCCUAUGUGUAACUGCCUGCUUGGCAUCGGCUGGUGCAGCAACUGUGCCUAGUUCCGCUUUGGUCACGAUGAUCAUCGUCCUGUCGGCGCUUGGACUGCCAAUUGAUGACCUUUCGCUCAUUUUUACCGUCGACUGGCUACUAGAUCGUUUCCGUACAUGCACCAACAUUGUAGCAGCCUCUCUCGGAUGUGGAAUUGUGGACCACUUGAGCAGAAACGAUCUAAGCAAUCUCGAUGCAGCUGCCGAGACCGCUUCGACAGCAUCAGUCAUGUGCGACAGUUGCGCAGCGAAGCUCGAUUCCAGAACCCCUAAAUCAAGUGACCAGUGCUCUUUCGUGCAGAUCCCAUAA